AUGUCCAAACAACCACCCUCAUACACCGACAACCACGACGACAACAACGACCCCUCCGACCCUCCCCCCUCCUACACCUCACUCACCUCAACCACUUCCCCCUCCUCAUUCUCACAACAACUCCCCCAAACCCUCUCCUCCCUCACCUCCCUCCUCCGCACAACGCAAGCCCAACAAUCCGCCCUCGCCUCCCACAAAACGACAACCCUCCUCCCCCUCCUCACCCCGCAUCUCACCGCCCUCCUCACAACCCUCGCGACAUCCCCCUCCCCGCCGCCCCUCGCCGAGCUCGUCUUCGUCCCCGCCGCCGCCGUCGGACCCCGCUGGAGCAUCGCCUCCGAGACAAACGAAGUCGUCCAGGUCAUCCGCGUCUCUCCCCCACCUCCCGCAGAUUCAAAGGGGCACCUCUCAAAACCGGAACAAACCCCCGCCGCAAACCCAGGCGAACCCUCCUCCUCCUCCUCCCUCCGCGAACCAUCUUCCUCCUCAUCCCUUCGCCCCAACCCACCCGCCGCCUUCGACGAAUGGGGCCGCUGGUCCGACUCCUCCUCCUCCUCCUCCCCAGAAACCGCCCAGGAAGAAGAGUGGUGGUGGGCCGACGAGGACAUGGCGCGCCGCCUCGCGCGGCAGCUCCAGCCCGAGCCCAAGCUCGACCGCACCGUCGUGCGGCAGGUCGUGGAGCAGGUCAUCCAGGAGAAGAAGAAGGCGCGGGGGUGGGGGCUGUUCAGGGGCGGAUCGUCAUCAGAGACGGCAGCAAGUUCAUCGUCAGCGGCACCGCGGCCAGAAGUAAGCAAGGCAAGGAAUCAGCAGCAGCAGCAGGACGAGGAUGUAAGCAUGACGGUGCGUGCGGAGGAGGUGACCUUUCGCAGGGAGAACGAGAUGGGGAUCUGGGAGAGCAUGCGAGGAUGGGGUAUUGUGGCGCGCGUCAGGAUUCGCAGAUGA
Molecule: messenger RNA, 942 nt
Organism: Colletotrichum gloeosporioides
Lineage: Eukaryota; Fungi; Ascomycota; Sordariomycetes; Glomerellales; Glomerellaceae
Exons: 1
Coding region: 1-942 (313 amino acids)
Source: RefSeq, a predicted model, not a curated record